Messenger RNA from Vollenhovia emeryi, 3346 nucleotides. It is a transcript of the gene qua, whose product is annotated as villin-1. The coding region runs from base 769 to 3213 and encodes 814 amino acids. The transcript is spliced from 9 exons. Gene Ontology annotation, molecular function: actin filament binding; phosphatidylinositol-4,5-bisphosphate binding. Gene Ontology annotation, biological process: cytoskeleton organization; barbed-end actin filament capping; actin polymerization or depolymerization. NCBI's taxonomy places the organism in Eukaryota, Metazoa, Arthropoda, Insecta, Hymenoptera, Formicidae. Gene Ontology annotation, cellular component: cytoplasm; actin cytoskeleton. The record is from RefSeq and is a predicted model, not a curated record.
AAAUUCGUGUGUAGCGUCGAAAGAUUCGCCCCCUUUGUUAUUUGCGCGCGACUACUUUGACGACGCGAACGUCUAACAAAAGCAUCGCAGAAAUGCCCGGAGGGAAGCCGGAGUCUCUCAAAAAUAUUUCUAAUGUUUCUAGAUAGCGACAUGCUUUUUUCACGCAGCGACGAGCAAUAAUUCACGUCGUUUUGUGCAUCGCCAAAUGAAUAAUUCACUCGUCAAUUAACGAUAGGCAAAAUAAUCACGCGAAACAAUGAUACUCGGCUUUCACGUUGAAGUUACAUCGCACUUACAUCGAUCUUGCACGUGAGCUAAAUUAAGGUAAACUUAUUUAAUGUGCUAAACGCUCUUCCGGCCAAGGCUGCGUGCAUGUGCGUCGAGCACGCACUCGAGUGCACCUGCGAGGCCGAGGAUCCUCUCGCGAGCUCCGGUAUCCCAGUUUCCAGUCCGCUCGCGAAGCGCGUCCGUUGCGAAACCUCGGCUCGCUCGCGCGCCUACGAAUGUAACACCGGCGAUGUAGUCGCGCACGCAAUUAAUUACCAUUAAUUACCGCACGCGUGCGCCCACCUGUCCACCUUAGAAUCCGGUUUUUUUUUCGAAUUUUCCGGCGACUCUUCGCGGGAUACGCGAAAACUUGCUUUGUCCGUCGUUUUGCGACGACAAUAUAUCACUUUUGAGCGCGAGGAGAAAGAGAAAAGCCCUGAAUCGCCGGGAGGAGAGGAAUUUCCGAAGGGGCCGGGUUUCGAUUAUUUAUCACGGGCGAACAUGACGAGCGUGCUGUAUCCUGAAGUUUUAAACGCCGUCCCGCAGGACGACAGGAGCUGUCGCAGCGAUGACUCCGGCGGCGAGGUCUUCCGAAACAUCCCGAAGAACAGCAGCAUCUUCCGUGUCUGGAAGAUCGAGGGUCUACGAGCGACGGUCGUGAGCAGCAGCAACAUGGGCCUCUUCCUCUCCGAGUCGGCGUACAUCGUCUACGCCGUGUCCGCAAAGGACGGCGCACUUCCUUACCCGGGCAUGCCGAUCAAGGACCUGAAGGACACCGCGGUGGUGCGCGCCAUCCACUUCUGGAUCGGCGCCAACUGCGACUCGACGGCGUCCGGCGCCGCGGCGCUCCGCGCCGCCGAGCUCGACUCGCAGACGUCGGCGAUGAUUUUAACGCGCGAGGCGCAGGGCCGCGAGAGCCCCCGGUUCCUCGCCUACUUCCGGCAACGGCUGAUGGUGGAGAACCUGCACCAGGAGCCGCCCGGCUGCGCCCUCCACCGCGUCUCCGGCGUCGCCGUGCCGAUCCUGACCGAGCUGGAGAGGGUCCACUGGGAUCGCUUCAGCUGCCGCGACGUCAUCCUGGUGGACGUCUGCGCAAAGGGUGUCGUCUUCCUGUGGCUGGGCUCGCUGUCAGAUCCACUGCACAAACGUCACGCCGCCAGUCUGCUGGAGUCCCGCAAGGAGAACAACAACGGCCGUGUAGCGGUGGUCGAGGACGGCUACGAGCAGACCUUGCCCGCGGACGACAGGGAGCUCUUCAGCAGCGUGCUCGAUUCCUCGGCGAGGGUGGUGGCGCCCGAUCGCCAGCACCGCGUCAACCCGCCCAGCCCGAUCAAGCUUUACAAGUGCAGCGAGCAGUCGGGCAAGUACAAGGUCGCCGAAGUCAAGUCCGGGCCGAUUCUACGGGGCGACCUGACCUCCGGUUCCGUGUACCUGGUGGACCGGGGCGAGGCCGGCGUCUGGGCCUGGGUGGGCCGCGACGUCAACGCGCGGGAGAGACUGGAGGCCGUGAGAAACGCGCGCGGCUUCGUCAAGAAGAAGGAUUACAGCGACGGCGUGCCGGUGGCCAGGACGACGGAAGGUCACGAGCCGGCGGAGAUGAAGGCGCUGUUGAGGGGCUGGGAGCCCUCGAAGACGAGGCCGUUGACGUUGCCGGCGAGCUUCGAGCCCGAUUACAUGAACGAGAGGCCCAGGAUGGCGGCCGAGUGCCAGCUGGUGGACGACGGGUCCGGCGAGCGGACCCUGUGGAGGGUCGAGCUGAAGGAGGGCAUGGUCCAGGUGGAGGACGACAGGGGAAUCUAUUACGCGGAAGCCUGCUACGUGAUGCUGUACAAGUACGGACAGGGACGAAGGUGUCGAAGUAUUGUUUACUGUUGGGAGGGUGUUCACUCGGUCAAACUGGAUCGAGAUGCGGCUUUGACAGUGGCUUGCCGUCUGUCUGAAGAGACGAACGCGCAAUUGGUGAAGGCGUCCCAGGGCAGAGAACCGCCUCAUCUAUUGCAGAUCUACGACGGGAAGCUCAAGAUUCUCGCCGGACGUCACCGUGAUUCUCCGCCCAAAAAGUAUCUGGUCAGAGUGUUCGGCUCAACGCCGUACACCUCGAAAGCCGUGGAACGUCCGUUACGGGCGAGCAGCCUGGACUCCAGCGCGGUGUUCAUCCUCUUCUCCGGCGCGCCGAUCGUCUGGUGCGGCGGCAAGAGCACCGGCGACGCGAGACAGACGUCGCGACGCCUCGCGCCCAGAAACGCGCCCCUCGUUGCUGAGGGUAAGGAGAGCGACGACUUCUGGACCGAGCUAGGAGGCAGAGGCGCCUACGGCACGGAGACCGAAGAGAUCGGCGAGGAGCUGGAUAAGCACCUGUUUCAAUGCCGCACCGAGAACGGCCUCUUCGUGGGCGAGCAGAUCCUUGGAUUCCGACAGAACUCUCUGAUACCGGAAGCUGUCUGGCUGCUGGACGCCGGCAGUGUAAUCUGGAUAUGGAUAGGCAAGUUCUCCAGCCCGAGGACGCUGCAAGAGUGCGUCGAAGACGCCACUAUAUACCUCUACACUCAUCCCGCUGGUCGAAAUCGCAACACGGCCAUUUCCGUGAUCAAACAAGGCUUAGAGCCAGCCACUUUUAUCGGACUGUUUGACAAUUGGAAUCAUAAUCUGCUGAGGGAUUACAAGCCGUUCGACAUAUUCUGCGCCCUGCUGGAGGACAGAGAUCAAUCGACGAGGACGCAGACGACCUCGAAGGCCACCACGGACUUCGACAAUUACAUCAAGUACCCGCCGAUGGUGCUGAAAAGCGAGCCGGAGAACCUGCCGGCCGGCGUGGACGUCAGACGCAAGGAAAUGCACCUGACCUACGACAAUUUCAUCGCGAUCUUCAAAAUGGAGCCCGCGGAGUUCGAGAAAUUACCGACCUGGAAGAAACAGCGCCUCAAGCAAGCCGCCGGGCUCUUCUAAUUUUUCCUUGCUUACUUUGAUCCCAAUCUAAAUAUUAUUCCCUCCCUUUUCGGAGUCAGAAUUUAGAAAUGAUACACUUGUCCUUGCGCAAUCCCGGUAAUACCUUUAUUACAAACAUUGAACCGAUUUAUAA